Messenger RNA from Metarhizium brunneum ARSEF 3297, 3312 nucleotides. It is a transcript of the gene ATP1A1, whose product is annotated as Sodium/potassium-transporting ATPase subunit alpha-1. Lineage: Eukaryota; Fungi; Ascomycota; Sordariomycetes; Hypocreales; Clavicipitaceae. Gene Ontology annotation, cellular component: plasma membrane. The record is from RefSeq and is a predicted model, not a curated record. Gene Ontology annotation, biological process: intracellular potassium ion homeostasis; sodium ion export across plasma membrane; potassium ion import across plasma membrane. Gene Ontology annotation, molecular function: ATP binding; ATP hydrolysis activity; P-type sodium:potassium-exchanging transporter activity.
AUGUCGUCAGAAAAACCCGAGGACUCGCACGUUGCGGAUCGAAUUCGCUGGCGAGACGAGGAACAAGGCCAUGAUCGCCAGAGAAGUCGUUCCAGACCUGGGCUUCGUCGUGCCAGCUCUACGGACUCUCUUGCCAUACGGAGUGUCCAUGGGAGAACUACGGUUGAUCCGGCUGUUACUCUCCCUAUUCAGUAUCGUACCGUUUCAUUCCAAAUAGAGGAAUCCAAAGGCAAGGAACGAGCAGAAUUAAUAAGGGCCAGCGAAGUUGCAGCCAAGGACCUGAGUGACCUGCAAUGGCACACAAUAACUGCCACUGAAGUUGCCGAGAGGCUAGUAACUUCAUCCACCGACGGGUUGUCAGAGACCCAGGCUAAAAGACGACUCGAGGAGUAUGGCAAGAACGCGCCGUCGCCCCCAAAGACGAACCGAAUCCUUACCAUAUUGGGAUACUUCUUCAAGGGCUUUGGCGGUAUUCUUCUUGUUGGCAGUAUUUUGGUCUUUAUAUCGUGGAAGCCUCUCGGAGAUCCACCGCAGCUGGCCAAUCUGGCCUUGGCAAUUGUUCUUCUGGCAGUCUUCUUUCUUCAGGCAGCCUUCACCAUGUUCCAGGAUUGGUCAACUUCGCGCGUGAUGUCGUCCAUAAAGGAUAUGUUGCCAGAGCAAUGCCACGUUACGAGAGACGGCCAGAUGGUACACAUGCAGGCCGAGGACCUUGUUCCAGGGGACCUUGUUACUAUUAAAGCUGGCAACAAGCUUCCUGCCGACUUGCGCUUUAUUGAGGUGUCGCCUGACCUCAAGUUUGACCGCUCUGUUCUGACUGGUGAAUCCAGACCCAUUUCGGCGACAGUUGAUCACACAGAUGUCAAUUACUUGGAAACGCACAAUAUUGGCCUCCAGGGAACUCACUGUAUUAUUGGAUCCGCGCUUGGUAUUGUUGUUGCAACUGGCGACCGGACAGUCUUUGGUCGUAUUGCCACCUUGACAAAUGAGCCUAAGACGGGCAUGACGACUCUGGAAAAGGAAGUUCUGUAUUUCGUCCUUUUUAUUUGCGCAAUCAUGUUCACCAUGAUUGCCGCUGUCGUCAUCAUUUGGGCCGCCUGGCUGCGACGGGAUCAUCCUGACUGGAUUAAUGUGCCUACUUUGAUUGUCGACUGUGUUAGUGUGGCUGUUGCAUUUAUUCCUGAAGGCCUUCCUAUUGCUAUCACUGCUGGCUUGACUAUUACCGCAAACCUGAUGAGAAAGAACAAGAUUCUUUGCAAGUCUCUCAAGACUGUCGAAACGCUCGGCUCUGUCUCUGUCAUUUGCUCUGACAAGACUGGAACUCUGACUCAGGGUAAAAUGGCAGUUACGGAUUGCUCGAUCGGUACCAACAACCUCUCGAUGGAACAACUACAUGACAGUAUGCAUUCUGGAAAUGUCAACGAAAAGCCGAAUGCCUUUCAAACGUUUGGGCAGCUUGCUGCAUUGGGUGCUUUGUGCAACGGGGCUGAGAUGGACGCUGCGCAAGCCGAUGUUCCCGUUGCAAAGAGACACGUAUUUGGAGACGCCACCGACACUGCAAUACUGAGAUUCUCCGAGUCUGUAGCUCAAGGAAACGUUGCGUAUUUUCGAUCCUGUUGGCAGAAAGUGUUUGAACUUGCCUUUAAUAGCAAGAGCAAGUUCAUGAUUCGGUGCUUCACUAUUGCCCGGCCAGAGGCAUUGGACCGGACUCUGACUACCCAGGAUGCUAGCCGAUUCCAGGGCAAUGAUUUGCUGCUCACUAUCAAGGGCGCACCAGACGUCCUCGUUGAACGAUGCUCGUACUACCUGGCCCCAUCAGGAGAGGUUCUUGAACUUACCCAAGGAGCCAAGGCUACGUUUGAGCACCUUAAGAACAUGCAUUCUUCUCAGGGUAAGCGGUGUCUUUUCCUUGCGAGAAAAAUCGUCAAGGGUGGUAGACUCCAAGACGGCGGGGACUACGAGAAGUCAGUGGUCGAGGAGGCAAAAACCGGGUUGACCUUGGUUGGACUUGUGGCCAUUGUUGAUCCACUGCGGCCUGAGAUUCGUGACGUUGUCUCUACUCUUCGUGGUGCAGGUAUCAGAAUUUCCAUGGUAACUGGUGAUUUCGCUUUGACAGCCCUGGCCAUCGCUCGGGAAGCUGGCGUCGUUACCUGCGUCCAUGUUGACGGUGCUUCACACCUCGAAAGAACCACAGUAGAUAUCGGCUCUGCUUCUGAGGAUAAUGAAGAUAUGAAAACAGUCGGUUCAAGGCGAGGUGCUCUAGUCAUCAGUGGGCCUGAGCUAACAACCCUGACGGAUCACCAAUGGAGUCUUCUUACCGAGUACGAAGAGGUGGUAUUUGCUAGAACGACCCCGGAACAGAAACUUCGCAUCGUGCGAGAAUACCAGAAGCAUAACGUUGUUGCCAUGACCGGUGAUGGUGUCAACGAUGCGCCGUCUUUGAAGGCUGCCGAUGUUGGUAUUUCCAUGGGCAGCGGCUCAGACAUUGCCAUGGAGGCCGCGGACAUGGUAUUGCUAGACUCGUUUUCUUCUGUUGUUGCGGCGGUCCAGUAUGGACGAGUAGUGUUUGACAAUUUGAAAAAGGUCAUUGCGUACCUGCUUCCUGCUGGUAGUUUCUCCGAAUUCUGGCCCGUCAUGACGUCGGUUGUUUUUGGUCUCCCUCAAAUUCUGUCUUCCUUCCUCAUGAUUAUUAUUUGCUGCUUCACGGAUUGUGCCGCUGCCACCGUCCUUUCCUUUGAAAAGCCCGAGGCGGAUGUACUCCUCCGAAGGCCUAGAAACGUAAAGAAAGACCGGCUUGUUAACUGGCAGUUGAUCUUUCACGCGUAUGCCAUCAUUGGCGUCACAGAGACCCUUGCAUCCUUCGCAAUGGCCUUUUGGUACCUGCAACGACAGGGAAUUCCCUUCAAGGACCUGUGGUUCAGCUUUGGCGUACUACCCGCCUCCAUCAACCCGGACUACUAUGCGGAAAAGUUGAACGAGGCUUCAUCCAUCUACUUUGUCAAUUUGGUUGUCAUGCAGUGGUUCAAUCUCAUGGCUACGAGAACAAGACGACUCAGCAUCUUCCAGCACCCUCCUCUGUUUAACAAGAAGACCCAGAACUUGUAUCUAUUCCCUGCAAUUGUGUUUGCCUUGGCAAUGGCGGUAUUGUGGCUGUACAUUCCUUCAUUGCAGCCCAUCAUUCAGACGGCCGAUGUACCUGUGGCGCAUUGGUUCUUGCCUUUUGCUUUUGGUCUUUUUAUCAUUUUGAUUGAUGAGGCUAGGAGGUGUUGGGUUAGGCGCUGGCCGAAUGGCCUGCUCGGGAGAAUGGCGUGGUAG